Molecule: messenger RNA, 600 nt
Organism: Fusarium vanettenii 77-13-4
Lineage: Eukaryota; Fungi; Ascomycota; Sordariomycetes; Hypocreales; Nectriaceae
Exons: 2
Coding region: 1-600 (199 amino acids)
Source: RefSeq, a predicted model, not a curated record
AUGGCCGUUCAGUUGUCACAGUCCCUGGCGUUCUCACUCAUCACGGCCAUUACGGAAGCGUCACUCGUCAAUGGCAUUACUCCAUUCAGCCAGACAGAGGUUCUGGUGUCCGAUAUCAACCUAGGGGUGGUUUACAAAGUCAAUGCUGCCACGGGUGCGUCUAAAAUCGUUCUCUCAGGCCCGGACUUUGCGGGUAUCAACGGCAUUCAUGUGCAAAACAGCUUCUUAUUCUACGCGAGCACAUCGAACGAGACAUUCUUCCGCGUUCUAAUUGACGACAAUGCCACCGCUACAGGUGCAGCUGAAGCCAUCGCUGCAGGAGUUCCCAUGGAUGACUGUGCUCUUAUGCCCCAUAGCACCGCUUAUAUUGUGACUAUAUGUCUCAAUCAAGUCGUUCGAGUUGAUCCCGAUGGCCGUAUUUCUACACUUACUGGUGCUGUUGGUAGUUUGGAUGUUGCAGGUGGUACCUCUGCGCGAUUUGGUUCAUCGAGGAACGAUAGACUGGUACUGUACGUUACCACAAAUGGUGGAACACCCACGCCAGUUAACGGCACGGUUACGGAACCGGCCAAGAUCGUAGCAGUGAAGAUAAAGAGCUAG